Molecule: messenger RNA, 7187 nt
Organism: Mya arenaria
Lineage: Eukaryota; Metazoa; Mollusca; Bivalvia; Myida; Myidae
Product: claspin-like
Exons: 28
Coding region: 289-4464 (1391 amino acids)
Biological process (GO): mitotic G2 DNA damage checkpoint signaling; mitotic DNA replication checkpoint signaling; activation of protein kinase activity
Molecular function (GO): anaphase-promoting complex binding
Source: RefSeq, a predicted model, not a curated record
UUUUGUGUUACCUUACAGUCUUACACCUAGUUCUAAAUAAAAAAAUACUUAAACGUACCGGAAAUGUUUCUAUUGCACAAGAUAAGAAAAAGUUUCAAUUGGAUUUUAAUCUGAAAAAAUCGUCUGCAUGCCGGACAGAAUUGAACAGGAGCAAUAUCCGGAAGCACCGAUAAUAAAAUUACGCGUACCCCCAUCGCGGGAAGAGUCGAAAAAGCGGCAGUGUAAACAAAAACAAUAAAUAGUCAAUAACUGAAAUUUCCAUGAAGAACGUCAAAUAAUCUUGCAGUCAUGGAUAUAGACGAAGUUGAUGGAGAGUUACCAGUACAAACUAUUGGUGACCGUGUCAUUCUACCAAAGGAAAUUGAAAAAUCACAAACUGACUCUGGAUUAGAUGAUGGAAGUAAUACAAAUAGCAGCGGAAAUGUUGAUCACUCUGAGGAUGAAGAAGAAGAUGAUGUUGUUUUGAGAAAGCCAAAGAAAUCGUUUCACCGAAUUCUAGAGGAAGACAGUGAUGAGUCCCUAGAUGUUCCCUCACACUCUCAAGAUGUUCCCUCACACUCCUCAGAUGUUUCCUCACACUCUCAAGAUGUUUCCUCACAAUUUAAAAAUGUCAGAGACAUCAAAAAGCCAGAAAUGACACCAGAGGAGGUUUUGGAGGCGGUGAUGAACGCGCCUGAUAGCAGUGACAGUGAACCAGACACCCCGCCAGUCAGCGCUAGGAAGAAGAAACUGAAGCGACCAGUGAAUGAUGACAGUUCUGAUGAUGAAAAUGUAACCUUGAUGGACACAAUCAAGAAAACAGCAAAGACAGGCACAGAAGAUCUGUUUGAUGCUGAAGAGUCUGACGGGGAAACGAGGAGCCAGAAACCAAUACCUACCAACCUGUUUGAUAAUGACAGUGACUCCUCAGGGUGCAAAUCUUCCGGCUCAGAGCUUGAUAAAUCAGACCAUGAAGGUGGGGAGGACGAAGGAUUUAAUGAUUCUGACAUCGACCCAAAACUGCGGGCUAAACUAAAAAAGGGAGCAGCUAAAAAGGAGAGAAAGAAAAGUGCUAGACAGGCGAAGCGAGAAGAGUUAACAUCAAUACACAGCGAGUCACAGAGAAUGGUCAGAGAGUCACGGGUGAACAUCCCCUAUCAUCAGCCUGCCCCAAAGUCCAUCAACGACUUCUUGGCGCGGGCAAAUCGUAAACAGCAGGAAUACAAGCGGCUUGGGAAUGUUAGAGACUCCAGGAAAGUGAAAAUUGUUCAAGAAGUUCUAAAAAAGACGAGACUAGAAGCUCGUGCUAAAACUCAGAAGGAACAAGACAAAUAUAGUGACUCUGAUGAUGAUUGGAAUCCUGAUGAUGACAAUGAGAAAUCCCUUAAAGAUAGAAUUGAUGAAAAAAUGAAGACGAACGAUGCUGAAACUGAACAGGUUGGGAAUGGUGAUGAGGGAGCAGAGAAAAACAAAACAGAGGAGGGAAGUGAUUUAAAAGGUGAUACUACAAAAGAGGAAAAUGCUCAGGAUGGAGGGAAUGUUAAUGAUAAUGUGGAAAAAGAUAAACUUGAGAGUGAAGAAAUUGGUGAAUUAAAUAAGGGAGAAAAUAUUGUGAGUAAUUUGGAUGAUAGUGAUAAAGAAAGCUUGCCUGAAAUAAGUGAAUUUCAGAAUGAACAUCUCAAGGACGUAGAAAUAAAGGCAGGUAAAGAUAUUGUGAAUGUGUUAACAGAGGAGGUAGAAACUGGAAGUAAGGUUAAUAAGAUGAAACUAGACUUAAAACUUGAAGAUGAUAUGGAAAUUGGUGAAAAUGUCGAUGAGUUUGAAAAGACUGAAAAAGAUAAUGAGAUUGAUAAUAUUGAUGAAACCAGCAAGCAAUCGGACGAGAAUAAAGAAAAUAUUGAUCCAAAUGCAGGAAAACUCAGUGAGGAUGAUGAAGAAAAGUCUUCUACUAGUCAGAUGGACAAAUCAAGUCCUCAGAGUUCAGGCAAAAAGACUAGUCCUAAAAACAGUGCCAGUAAGCGUAGAAAGCGGAUAGCCGCACUUGCAGGUAUAGACCUAGACAAUGUUCAGCCCUCUCUAGGAGGUGAAGUGGAGAACUUUAUCACUCUCGAAGAUGAGGAUGAGGCUCCAAGACAUCCUGGUGUCCAGAACCUCAUGGACAGAUUGAGCAAACACGCUCAGAAGAAAGAGAAGAAGAAGCUACAUGACACUGACAUCAGCAUAAUCUCUAAGGAUGCAGUUGGCCAUGACCGGGAAGAACUCAAACUGAACACAUUCACGUAUCAUGUUGAGGAGGAAGAUUCCAACCCGCUCCGUGUACACGAGGCUCCAGGAGCCAAGCUGAUUGCUCUGAAAGAACAACUUCAAGAGAAAAUGAAGGCGAAGAGGGAGCAGGCGAGGCAGAAACGACAAGAGUUAUACGCCCUUGAUAACGAGGAAGGUGGGUUCGAGGAGGAAGCUGAACUAUCUGAUAAGUCUGAUACUGAUGCUGAAGAUGGAGAAGAGGGGGAUUAUGAUGGUGAGGAAGACUUUGAGGACAUGUACGGUGAUGAUGAAGAGGAAAUUGAAAAAGAAACCAAGAAAAAGAAAAACCCUUAUGCUGAUGAAGAGGCUGACGAAGAUGGAGAUGACAAUGAAGAAGAUGAUGAGGAAGAGAUUGAUGAAGACAUUGGUGAACCGGAGUUUGCUGAUGAUGAUGAGUACAACCUGAAACUGGACGAUUCCGAUGAGGAGGAAGAUGGAACUGAAGAAAAAGAUGAUGAAUCUAAUGACAGAGACGAUGUUACAAUUUCAAAACCAGCCAAGAAGGAAUCUAGUACAUUGUUUAAAGAACCAGAGCCUGUGAUCCCAGAGAAGCCGUUCAGCAUGUUUGGAAGCAAGGGUCGAAGCACAAGCAUAGAGGGGUCACAAAUCCAGAGUGGUCAGCGGACAUGUAGCUCCAUCCCCAUGCCAAUAGAGGACUCCCAGGACCUGUGUGGCUCCCUCCUGCCAGAACUAUCCAGCACACAGACCCAGAAACACACGGAACACUCACAGGACUUUAACUUUCUCCUGGAGGAUUCACAGUCGAACAUGCUUGAUGCUGACGGCUAUUUAAAGACAAAGUCAACAGGGAAGAAGAAACCUCCGGCAACCUCAUUCAGUGGUUUAGGAGGCUUGGCUGGCACACAGGGAAACAUGGAUGAUCUGGUUGGGAUGUGCUCGGGAAGAUUCAUGGACAGCCAAGCAGGUGGUGUGGAGAAAUCAUCUCGUAAAAGCCUGUUCGACGAAGGAUCCCAGUCCAACAGCACACAAGAACACAUGGGCGAACUGAUGGGACUGUGCUCUGGGGUCUUCAAUGAUAAGAAAGGUGUAAGUGAGACCCAGAAAUGUUCAGGAAAGAAGAGGAAGGCUUCUGUGAGCGAGAGUGAUGAAGAUUCAGUGGGCAUGUACUCAGACAACGAAGAGAAAAGAGGUGGCAAGGAGAACUCUGAUGAAGAGGAAGCUGGCUCUGAUAAAGAGGAGGAAGGAGAUACGGACGCUGUAGACAGUGACGAAGAUGAGGAAAGACCACCACAGAAAUUCUCCGGCUUUACGGAUAGAAAUAAACAUGGCAAAAUCCGCCAUGAGUUUGUUGACCAGGAAGCGGAGCUGUCCGGCAGUGAAUAUGACAGCGAUGAAAACCUGGACCUUGCCGAGGAUGAAGACAUAAUGGAAGUGGAAGAGGGAGAUAAAGACAUGGAAGGAGUGGACAGGGAGAAAAUAAGAGACGAGGUCGGCAGGAUCGCUCUCAAGCAGAUGAUAGAUGAAGACAAGAGGGAGCUGCUACGUUACCAGGAAAUGUAUUUACCGGACGGAGAUCUGUUCUCAGAGGGGGGCGGGAGGCAGAGAAAAUUCAAAUGGAGCAAUAUAGAUGAUGUUUCACAACAGGACAUGUUUAACGAUGGAAGUGAUAACGAGCCCGAACACGAGGAAACGGACGACUUCGUGUGGCGGAAAGAGCGAUUUGAACGUGAAAAAUUCCUCAAAGAACAGAAACAACAAGAGGGUCAAGACCGACAAGAUGAUGACAACAGUCAGUUCAUGAAGCUGGGAAAAGUGUUCCUUAACAAGCAAGUGUCGGUAGAGUCCAACUCAGGAAAAUCGUCAGAUAAGGUGAAUUCUUCAGGGGCGGAAACUCCUGGAUUUCCAGGCUCUUUCAUGAAGCUAUCACAGCAGAAGAGAGGUUCCUUCCUUGCCCGAAGUAAACAGGCACUCGCCAAGAUCGCUGAGAUGACAAAACCUGUUGUUAACCCGUCAGCGGGUGCCAAGAGCUCGGGAAAAUUCACAUUCAGUGUUAUCUCCCCUGACAAAGAAAGAGAAGCAGAGGCCCCUAAAGGAAAACAGAGAAAAGCCAAUGUGCCGAGCCAGAAGUCUUUACAAGCCCAGAUAAAUAAACAGCCAGCAAAACGCCCCAAGUUGGACUCCAAGGGUUCCACAGGAGCCAGCAUAUUUCAACAUUUGUGAUUCCUCCAUGUCAUAUACUGUGUUAGAUAGUUUUACAAAAUGUUAAUAUAUUUUUUCUAUUUAAUGUAUUGAAUUGUAUCAUCAAAUGUAAAUUGUUCUUAAAACGACAUAACAUUCAAUGUAAUGUUAAAUGUUUAUGAAAUGUGUAUCAAUUUAUUUUUAUACAUGAUGAUGCUCAGUUUAAUAGCUUUUUUACUGGUAUUUCUCAUCAUCAUGAUUAUUUUCAAGUAAUCUUUGAAAAGAUGUCAUCUGUGUAGCUGACUGUACUCAAAUACGCAGGUGCGUAAUGAAAAUAGGACAGGUUAAAGUUUUUGUCAUACCAAAAAUUCCAAAUUUGAAAUAAAAACUGAAGGGGGGUAAAGGGGUUAAUAUGCUGUCCGUCAAUGAACUAAUUUAAAUCUGCGUAAUCCCACGUUGGCCCUAACUACGCGCCUGGAAGGAAGUGAUUUGCAAAGUUAACAGUCAGUAGUUGAAAACUAGGAUUGUUUAUGGAUCAUGUAUGAAAAUGUAAACAUCUUUUUCCACAUUGUUAGUCGACUUAUUGUGUCAAGCAAGAUUUGUUAUGUCAGAAAAAAGCUAAGCUCAUACUCAAAACUUAAAAUUAAAUACUACACACUGUUAGCUGCCAUUUUUUCUUCAUGUAAGUUGAGAAGGGUUAUAUUGGUAGGACCUGGUUGUUCAUGUUCUGUUUGGUUGCAGUAUUUCCCAUUAAGAAUAAUACACAUCAUUAUCACAUUUUGAAAUACUCACCCAAGUUGUCACCAUUUCUAAUACAUCAAGCACCAGUUGUGUUCACUGCCACCCAUGUGUUCACUGCCACCCAUGUGUUCAAGUUACCUGUAGAUCUCUGAUUGUAUGUUCGUUGUUUUUACAUGUAGAAUAAAUGCAAAAGGCUAAGAAUCCAUCAACGUGUCUACUGAUUAAAGUAGCUUAGUGGAUUUUCGAUGCCAGUGAAUGCCAUAUUUUUAUUUGUGUCACUUGAUAGGGUUUUAUGUUUGGAAAAAGAAAAUAAGAAAAUUAUGACAAUUUUAUUUGAUAUUGAAAACAGUUUUUUUUUUGUAUAUAUAUCUCUGACAUUUCUCGAUUAAUUAUUGGGGGCAUUUAUUUUAUAUAGUACAUGUAAUAAUAAUCAGUCAGCAACUACCUUUAAAUUACAUCAGGGGUCAAUCGACAUCAAUAUUUAACUUAAGUACCAAAAGCUGGAUGAAAUGGCUAUGUUAUUUGUAUAUCACAUCUUAACAGAAAACAUCUUCCUUAGUGGUUUUAACACUAAUUCUAUUCAGAUGUUGUUUUUGAAUAGUUAAAGGCAUUUGUAAUAUACUUGAAUUACAUUUAUGUAAGCAUUGUGAUAUUACAAUCAUGUAUUCUUUAAAUAUGUACUAGUAUUUGUAGAUAUACAUGUAAUAAAAAUUGACUGACUUACAGUAAAUAGAAUUGACUGCCGGAAAAUUAACAAUUAGAACCAUUAGAAAAGUUAACAUGAUAUAAUGAUUAUUUAUGCAAAUUGAUUUCUGAUGUUCCAAAGAAAGUGGUGUUUUAUAGCAGUAGUGUUGUAUGUAUACUUAAGUUAUUAUGUAUAUUAAAGUUGGAUUGGUGUAAAUUUUCACAAGGGGUUUAACAGCUUUUAAAUAAAACAGGGACAUGUGACUUUAUGUUCCAGUUGAUGUCAAGAAGUAAUUACUGAAAUGCACAUGUAUGGUUUGUUGCUGUAAUAAUUUGCUAUAUAUUGGAAUUUAAUUAAAAUGCCAAAAUUGUUUGGCCUACUCACAUCAAGCACACCUUAUGUUUAUAAUUACUGACUCGCCACCGUUCCUACUGUCCCCACUUUGUGAAAAAGGCCUCCUAUUUAGUUCCACUUCUUGUAGAAACCUUUCAUAAUACCGAUUUGUAGAUCAGUUUGACAUUUUCUUUUCAUUUUUUCACCUAUUACCUCAUGUGUCCGAAAAAGUGCUUAUGAGUAAAUUGAAAUAUUGGUGACCUGGGAUGGUUAGGUGGCCAUAAACUUCAACAAUUUGAAAACUGUUGUUCAGGGCCUAGUUCAAUCACAGUUUUGAUGAAAUUAGUAAAUGACAUUAAAAAGUGUCUCGAGGCUAUUCCAUUUAAACAUAUAACCCCCGGGGGGAGGCACUUUUAAAUUAUACCAUCCCCCUACAGAUGCAGAUUUAGCCUUUUGGGACUCAAAUAAGCGAAAAAAUGAUGUAUGUUUUUCUGGAGUAACCCUUAAUAAGAUAGCAAAUUGUUGUUGAAUGAUUUUAAAUUAAUGCACAAAAUUCCUUAUUUUCCUUCUUUUUGAUGCAAAACAAUACUCCCUACUAUUUUGUCAUAUAAGCUUUCAUAUUCCUACUUUUCCACGUGACACUGCUGGAGAGCAUAUGAACAACACAAGCAGUUUAGUUUAGUGCUAUAGAUUGUAAAUUGAGAACAGAAAUGUAACAUUUAUCAAACUUGACCUCGUUUUCCUUACAAUUAAAAUUCUUACAGGAAUCUUGUAUGCAUAUUUUUUCGUAUCCUUUAAACACAGAUACAGAUACAGUAUUUGUUGUAUAUGUUAUUGUUAGAUGUGUACAUUUAUUUAAUACUGUAAGUAUAUUAGUUUCAGUGUACUCACUCAACACAUGUUUGAAAAUCAGAAUGUAUGAUUAUUAAUUAGUGAAAUUUUAUGUUGAAUUAUGUACAGAAAUAACUUGAUGUACCUUAUUUGGUACAAUAAAAUGGAAAACCUA